GUCUGAAAGACUUGGCACUGGAGGUGAAAUAUUACAGACACUUGGCACCUGAUCACUUGCUUCAAAUAUGCCAUCGACUUGGACCGCUUCUAGAGCAAGAAAUUCCCCAAAGUGUCCCUGGAGUGCAGACGUUAUUAGGAGCUGGCAGACAGUCUUUGCUUCGUACAAACAAAAGUUGCAAACAUGUGGUAUGGAAGGGAUCUGCUCUUGCAGCACUACAUUGUGGGAGGCCUCCAGAGUCCCCUGUAAAUUAUGGCAGUCCACCUAGUAUAGUGGAUACCCUGUUUUCAAGAAAACUAAAUGGAAAAUACAGACUUGAACGCCUUGUUCCAACUGCAGUCUACCAACAUAUGAAGAUGCACAAACGAAUUUUAGGACACUUAUCUUCUGUAUACUGUGUAACUUUUGAUCGGACUGGCAGGCGAAUAUUUACUGGAUCAGAUGAUUGCCUUGUAAAAAUCUGGGCAACCGAUGAUGGAAGGUUGUUGGCUACCCUGAGAGGGCAUGCAGCUGAAAUAUCUGAUAUGGCAGUGAACUAUGAAAACACCAUGAUAGCUGCUGGAAGCUGUGAUAAAAUGAUCAGAGUUUGGUGCCUUCGAACUUGUGCACCCUUAGCAGUUCUGCAGGGCCAUAGUGCAUCUAUAACAUCACUGCAGUUCUCUCCACUGUGCAGUGGCUCAAAGAGAUACUUAUCUUCAACCGGGGCAGAUGGAACAAUAUGCUUUUGGCUGUGGGAUGCUGGCACCCUUAAAAUAAAUCCAAGGCCAACGAAGUUUACAGAACGACCUCGGCCCGGAGUCCAAAUGAUCUGUUCUUCUUUCAGUGCUGGUGGGAUGUUUUUGGCCACUGGGAGUACAGAUCACAUCAUUAGGGUUUAUUUCUUUGGAUCAGGUCAGCCAGAGAAGAUAUCAGAGUUGGAGUUUCAUACUGACAAAGUUGACAGCAUUCAGUUUUCUAAUAGUAGUAGCAGAUUUGUGAGUGGAAGUCGUGAUGGAACAGCACGAAUCUGGCAAUUUAAGCGAAGGGAAUGGAAAAGCAUUUUGUUAGAUAUGGCUACUCGCCCAGCAGGACAAAGUUUACAAGGAGUUGAAGACAAAAUCACAAAGCUGAAAGUGACCAUGGUGGCAUGGGACCGCCAUGACAACUCUGUUAUAACUGCAGUAAAUAACAUGACUCUGAAAGUUUGGAACUCUUUCACUGGCCAACUCAUUCAUAUUCUGAUGGGACAUGAAGAUGAAGUGUUUGUACUUGAACCUCAUCCAUUUGAUCCAAGAGUUCUCUUCUCCGCAGGACAUGAUGGAAAUGUCAUAGUUUGGGAUUUGGCAAGAGGGGUCAAAAUCCGGUCUUACUUCAACAUGAUUGAAGGACAAGGACAUGGUGCGGUUUUUGACUGCAAGUGCUCUCCUGAUGGACAGCAUUUUGCAUGUACUGAUUCUCACGGUCACCUUCUGAUUUUUGGCUUUGGUUCCAGUAGCAAAUACGACAAGAUAGCAGAUCAGAUGUUCUUUCAUAGUGAUUAUCGGCCCCUUAUCCGUGAUGCCAACAACUUUGUCCUGGACGAACAGACACAGCAGGCUCCACACCUUAUGCCUCCCCCAUUUUUGGUUGAUGUGGAUGGCAACCCUCAUCCUGCAAGGUAUCAAAGGCUAGUUCCUGGUCGUGAGAACUGCAGGGAGGAACAGCUUAUUCCUCAGAUGGGAGUGACAUCUUCAGGCCUGAAUCAAGUUCUUAGUCAACAAGCAAAUCAAGAAGUUAGUCCAUUGGAUAGCAUGAUUCAAAGACUUCAGCAAGAGCAGGACCAGAGACGUUCUGGGGAGGCAGGAACCAGUAGUACCAGCCGGAUAAGCAGAGGAUCUGUAAGUUCUACCUCAGAAGUACAUUCACCACCAAAUAUAGGAUUAAGACGUAGUGGACAAAUUGAAGGUGUGCGUCAGAUGCAUAGCAAUGCACCAAGAAGUGAAAUAGCCACUGAGCGCGACCUUGUGGCUUGGAGUCGAAGGGUUGUAGUGCCUGAACUGUCUUCUGGUGUGGCCAGUAGGCAGGAAGAAUGGAGAACAGCAAAGGGAGAAGAAGAAGUAAGAGUGUAUCGAUCGAUACCUACUUUCCCUAAGAAUCAUUCUCAUGACCACUUACUAGACACUAGUGACUCAAGAAAACAACAAGCUAAUCAGCACAACUACCGUACAAGAUAUGCAGUAGAAGAAACUGCAAGGCCUGCUGAAGAGUUAGAAAAUGGACACAGUUCCUCAGACGAAGGAGAAGUAGUUGUUGCCAGUGGUGGAACAUCAGAAGAUGACGAAAGAGCAUGGCACAGUGAUGGCAGUUCUAGUGACUAUUCUAGUGAUUAUUCUGACUGGACAGCAGAUGCAGGAAUCAAUUUGCAACCGCCAAAGAAAAUUCCUAAAAUUAAAACAAAGAAAGCAGGAAGUAGUUCAGAGGAUGAAGAAGGACCUGAAAAACAAAAGAAGCAAAUUAAAAAGGAAAGGAAAAAAGGGAUUGAGGAGAAAGAUGGACCAUCAACAUCACCAAAGAAGAGGAAACCCAAAGAGAGAAAACAAAAGAGGCUGGCUGUAGGAGUUCUGACAGAAAAUGGUUUGACACUGGAAGAAUGGCUGCCUUCAGCAUGGAUUACAGACACUGUUCCUCGUCGGUGCCCAUUUGUGCCACAGAUGGGGGAUGAGGUCUACUAUUUCCGACAAGGUCAUGAAGCAUAUGUUGUAAUGGCUAAGAAGAACAAAAUAUAUAGUAUUAAUCCCAAGAAACAACCAUGGCAUAAAAUGGAAUUACGGGAGCAAGAGCUGAUGAAAAUAGUUGGGAUUAAGUAUGAAGUGGGAUUGCCUACUCUCUGCUGUCUUAAACUAGCUUUUCUUGACCCUGAUACGGGUAAACUAACUGGAGGAUCAUUCACCAUGAAGUACCAUGAUAUGCCAGAUGUCAUAGAUUUCCUAGUUUUGAGGCAGCAGUUUGAUGAUGCAAAACACAGGCGAUGGAAUAUAGGUGAUCGUUUCAGGUCAGUGAUAGAUGAUGCUUGGUGGUUUGGAACAAUUGAAAGCCAGGAACCUCUUCAGCCUGAUUAUCCUGAUAGCUUAUUUCAGUGCUACAAUGUCUGCUGGGACAAUGGUGAUACUGAGAAGAUGAGCCCUUGGGACAUGGAGCUGAUACCAAGUAAUGCUGUAUUUCCAGAAGAACUGGGAACUAGUGUUCCUUUAACAGAUGAUGAACGUAGAACGCUGCUCUACAAGCCUCUGGAUGGAGAGUGGGGUUCCAGGACCCGAGAUGAGGAGUGCGACAGAAUUAUUGCAGGGAUACACCAACUCAUGACUCUAGAUAUUGCUUCUGCAUUUGUGGCACCUGUGGAUCUUCAAGCUUAUCCAAUGUAUUGCACUGUUGUGGCAUAUCCCACAGACCUCAGUACCAUUAAACAAAGACUGGAAAGCAGAUUUUACAGGCGCCUUUCUUCAUUGAUGUGGGAAGUCCGGUACAUAGAACAUAACACUCGUACGUUUAAUGAACCUGGAAGUCCUAUUGUCAAAUCUGCCAAAUUUGUCACAGAUCUCCUGCUACACUUCAUAAAAGACCAGAGUUGCUAUGACAUAAUUCCAUUAUACAAUGCAAUGAAGAAGAAAGUGUUGUCUGACUCUGAUGAGGAAGAAGAGAAAGAUACAAAUGUGCCAGGAACUUCCACUAGAAAAAGAAAGGAUCAUCAGCCAAAGCGGCGGCUACGUAAUAGAGCUCAGUCAUAUGACAUUCAGUCAUGGAAGAAGCAGUGCCAGGAGCUGCUGAAUCUUAUUUUUCAGUGUGAAGACUCUGAACCGUUUCGACAGCCAGUGGAUCUCCUUGAAUAUCCAGAUUAUAGAGAUAUUAUUGACACUCCUAUGGAUUUUGCUACUGUUAGAGAAACACUGGAAGCCGGAAACUAUGAGUCACCGAUGGAGUUAUGUAAAGAUGUGAGACUUAUUUUCAGCAAUUCCAAGGCCUAUACACCAAGUAAAAGAUCGAGGAUCUACAGCAUGAGCUUGCGCCUUUCUGCUUUCUUUGAAGAACACAUAAGUUCUAUUUUAUCAGAUUAUAAAUCUGCCCUACGCUUUCAUAAAAGAAACACAAUAAAGAAACGAAGGAAAAAAAGAAGUAGAAGCAGCUCGGUUUCCAGUAGCGUUGCAUCCAGCCCUGAGAGGAAGAGGAGAUUAAUAAAACCUCAGCCAAAGGCAGAAACUUCUGCCCCUUCGUCAUCAUCUGCACCUGCACGGUCAACUGCACUGAGACAUGCUCCACCUCAGAUGAAUGGAAAAGCAGCUGAAACCUCUUCCCUUGUGCGGACUAGAAGCAAUAGGGGGAUAACAGAUGUAGCUGUUACAGAGCAACCAUCUACUUCUUCAGGAGCAAAGCCUUUAACAAUAAAGCCUUUAAUUACAAAGCCUAAUACUACUGCAGGGUCAGGAAAGUCAGUACUGGAGAAUUCAACCAAACAUUCCAAGAACCAGAAUAUUGUAUCAGUCCCUAGUCAGUCUGAUUACAGUCACAACACUAGGAAUAACUCCACAAGAGAAAAUGCCGAGAAAGAGAAGCAAAUCAAGCGCAAAGUAAAAUCGUCCACUGUUAAUCAACAAGCAGAUUGCAAGAAUAAUGCUUUGGCAUCAGGAAGCAUUCAGGUGAACGGACAUGGAGGACAGCCUUCGAAACCUCCUGUUAAAAGAGGUCCCGGACGGAAACCGAAGGUGGAGACUAAUAACAGUAGCUGUGAAGUGGUGCACAAGAAGAGAGGCAGAAAACCAAAAAAGCUACAAAUUGUUGAACAGCAAAAGGUCUCAGAGCAGAAUACAGUCCCGACCGCAAGGGAUACACCAGAAGAAGCCUCUGCUUCUACUGCAUGCAAUUCUCUUUCUGAAAACAAUAUGAAGGAAGACUUGUUACAAAAAAAAGGCCGUGGGGGUAGAAAGCCAAAAAGGAAGAUAAAGACCCAUCAGCCAGGCUCGGACCUCUUAGUUCCUGCGAAUGUUAAAAUGCAGACAAGAAGCAGGAGGAAAAAGAUAGAUGAGCCUAUGGAGGAGGGGUCUGAAGAGCUUAAAGAGUCUGAACCUCACAUGAGAACUAGAAACCAGGGUAGGAGGACAGCCUUUUACAAUGAAGAUGACUCUGAGGAAGAGCAAAGGCAGCUAUUGUUUGAAGACACCUCCUUAACUUUUGGAACGUCUAGCAGAGGCCGAGUCCGAAAGUUGACUGAAAAAGCAAAAGCUAAUUUAAUUGGUUGGUAAUUUUUACCAAGGGUUUUAUUCAGAAUGCUAUGGAGCAGGUACCAUUAAGGAACAGCAGAACAGACUUCUGCUUCCCUGCUGCUAUUAUGGGUUAGAAGAGUAUGUUCUGAUUUGGGGAGAAAAAUUUAGCAAAAAAUAAACUGAAAGAACAUUCUUUGAAAGAAAUAUAUAUUUUAAACUUUUGCUAUUUAUUGCCCUCCAAAUAGGUUCUGCAUUUCAACAGUCAUUUUGUUCACAGUUGAGAAUAAUCGAAGCAAUUUCUGACUGAUGUACGGAGUUGAGAACUACUCUGCUCGCGUAGUGCGUAGUAUCUCUACACAAUUAAAAAAAGGUUGAUAGAACUUUUAACGCCACAAACUGAAAACAGAAGUCUAUUUUUGACCAAGCAAGGUACACAUUGAUUGUAAAGUCAAGUUGCCUAGGAAGGCAGAUUUUGGCAAAAAGUGGCAGUAAAUUCACUUACGUUUCUAUUAAACACAAAAAUACCAAACUUUGCUAAUCUGAAAAUGCUUAAUUUCAGUAGCGAUGGAACGUUCAACUGCAAAAGAAGCCUAGCACAGGCUGUCGGUUUAUCCAAGUUCUGCCAAACAUAGCAAAAAUGUAAUCACAAAGAUAUAUAUAUAUCCACAUUGGAAAAAGUUUGACUAAUGUCUAAUUUUUCAGACCUUGAUUCUUGUAUCAAUCACUAAAUCUCUGUUUAUUGUGCCAAAGACUGAGAAUCAGUGCAGUGGAAAGCCUUUUUUUCUUUUUGAGUGUCAGUACAGCAUACCAUUUGCAGUGAUAAAAGCUGUGUAUUGUUUUAAAUAGUAAGUUGUUAACAUUGUUCUGAAAUGUAUCCUUUUUGGUACUUUUGGUAGAAAAUAAUGCACUGGUGGGGUCCUUUGACAGAGAUGUGUUAGACAAAAUGUAAAAUUGGUUAAAGGAUUCAAGGAAAUUACAGGACAGGUAUGGAAUGAUGAUGUUUACUUUCUGAUCCAGAUUGAUUGUUGUUUCUACAACUUUAGACAUGCUUAAGAGGCUAAAAUGACCUACAAAGAAGAGUGUAUGUGUAUAUAUUAAUAUAUACAUAAACACAUACAUAUAAAAUAUUACCCAGGUAUAAAUUUUUUUCAGGAUUUUUUAGAUAGCACUAGAACUGAAAAUAAAUUUUAAAAUGUCAUACUUUAUAGUUUAAUUUUAAGGGGAAGAUUGGUUAUUUUCAAUUAUUAAGGUUAAAAGGCCAAAUCACUUUUUAUGCAAUCAUGUUUUAUACAGUGGUCUCAUUGCACAUUGUGUUUUUCUGCACUUUUUAUGGUAUAUCACGCUGACAUAAGUCAAUAUACACCCUAAAGAAAAAUUCCAUUUAAUGAUUGUGCCUUGUAUUCUAUUAUUUCUUGCAUCCUUAGUAAAAUUAAGUUGUCUAUUGUAAAUGAUAACUAUAUGACUUAGGGGAAUGUAUUGUUAUAUGUACUGCUCUGGAAAAGAAAAGCAGUUAUUUAUUUGUUUAUGGUACAUUUAGUUAUUUUAUACCUUUACAAACAAACUUUAAUACCAUUUUCUAUCACUUAAAAAAGUAUUGUCCAGUUUUAAGGAAAAAAAAAAAUACAGAAGUAGUCGUAUAUUCUGAGAUCUGGUAUGGUACAAAAAUGUAACCAAAAUUUUCUGGUUAUACGUUAUUUUGGAAGUUUGGGUAGUAUGAAAGAUUUUUUUUUUGUGUGUGUGACCCUAACGUAGUUGAAAAAAUAAACCUGAAAUGAAACCUCAAUUCUGCACACCCUUACUUUAUAAUAAUCCUUUUGUUUGGUUGGUUUUGUUUUGUUCUGGUUUUUUUUUUUUGGUUUUUUUUUGGUUUGUUUGGUUUUUUUUAACAAACCUCAACUGCAGUAUCUGGAAGAGAGGGCAUACAGAAUUAAGACCUUAAAUUUGCACAGAUUCUGUAUACUUAUUUGAGGCCUAAUUCUUCACUCUCUAUUUUCUGUUACAAAAGACCCUUAAAUGGUUGAACAAAGAACAUUGGUGUAUGGCACCAAGAGGAAUAGCAAUACGCUACUGUGGAUAGCAAGUUGGUGUCCACCAUACCUAGCUUUCUGUGUAGUUCAUUAUGCAUUUUGCUACAAAAAAUGCCUAAAAGAUGUUCCAGAUCCUCUUUGAAUUGUUACAGAUACUAAUUUAGGGAGCAGGGAUUAGUUUGCAUUUCAUUUGCCGGUAUAUUUAUUUUUUUCUAACAAGUAUUUAUCAUUCAAUUAAAAUGGAGUCACUAAACACAUGGUAAGAUAACAAGCUAUGGUCGUACGGUUGCAAUACAGCUUCACAAUUCAAAGUUAAUUGAUUCUACUUGUUAAUUUUGUCAGAUCUCACUGAUGAAGGCAAUCAUUUGAAAAUGUGUAAUUUCCUGAUGUUAUCUGCAUUGUAAUAUACGGAAUAGAUUAUAUCUAAAAUUCAACUUCUGUAUUUACUCCAUUUGUAAGAAUGUUUUAUAUGGCAUGUUUAUGUAUAUAUUUAUAUAUCGAAAAUACCUUGUAUGUGAGUUUUGGAGACUGAAAUAAUAUGCGUUCCCUUAACAGUAGGUAGAAAAUUGUACAUCUUAAUUUUACGAGGAUAGAAGGCCUUACCUGCAGAACAUGGGUACUGCUUCCCACCCAGUAAUGUCGGUGACUUUAGCCAGUGAUUUUUUAAAUUCAUAUUACACACAUUCGUGCUUUUCCUUUCAAAGUAAAUUAUGGAUAAUUUGGGAAUUCUUUCUUAUAGAAGCAACACUAAAAAUUAAUAGAAAUUAAUUCCAGAUUUAUUUAAAAGUUAUAUUUUUAUAAUUUAAUUUCACUAGGUUGCAAAUUUUAUUUAUGAGACUUUAGUCACCAUCAGACUGUGCAUUUUAGUCGGGGAAAAAAUGUGUUAUUUGAGGUGGUUGUGACUGUGUCAACACGGAAAAAGAGCUUUUGAUUAUGAAGUCUUAAGUUUUUAAAUGUGAGCAAUAAAACUAUGGGUCAGUGUACUGGAAUAAUUUAAGAACUAUAGUUACAUGCAUGUUUUGUAAUGCCAUCAACAUAUACCUAACAGCUGGUUCAGAAAACAGAGUUAUCAAAAUCUCAUGUGCUUGUUUCACGUUUGCAUUGUAAAUAACAUGGGUUCGUAGCAUACACCCGCAAACGAUCUUACAGACCUGGCAGCAAUUAACGCAGUUUUAUUCAUUGAAUUCAUUUAUAUUUGACAUGGAUAUGAGGAUACUGUUCUGGUAUUUCUACUCUAUACUGGGAAAUGUUAAAAUUGGUAUUUACCGCUGAGCGGUAUCUUAAUAACAGUGUGUUUUCUAACUACCGAUGAGGAAAUGAGUUCUGUUUCUGUGAUACCGGUGUGCUCUAAAUGUUUAACAGAAAUCACUGUGCCUGUGCCUACAUACUUACCAACCCUUCAGCCGUUUUGUUUCUGUUUGUUAGUGUGUUCUCUGGGAACUGAACUUAAAAUUUUACCGCGAUAGUGUUCAUUAUUGUCAAUAUUGAACUAGAGCUCUUCGUCACUUGGCAAUGACCAGUGAUACAACUUUACAGAAAAAUGUCUUCCUCCAGUGAUUAGACUGCUGUGAUAUAUAUUUGCAUAUGUUUAUUUGUACAGUGUCCGGUUUGUACAUGUGAUCAGUUUGUUGAUAGACUUGUAAGAUUGAGUUGGUUGAGUUAAAUAUUACUAUGGCUUAAUAUUUGUAAAACUAUUCAUUGAUAAAGGACCCUGAUGCAGCACGUAGGAUAUAUUAAUAUCUAUAAAAAAAAUAAAUUGUAGUGUAGAGACAACUUAUUCGCUGUAUUGCUGUACAAAUAUUUUUCAAGUACCAAUUCUGAUUCUGUGCCAGAGGCUUUUGUCUUACCAAAAAAAGGCUACAUACAACACAAAAUAGUCUGUCCAUUCGGUAACUUCAAGCUUGUUACAAUUUUUACACCACAUUGUUAAAUCUUUUGCUCACGUUUGUUGGAUCAAGGACUGCAAGUAAAUGCUAAAGCAUGUGAUUUGAAUUUAGGCAGAUAUUAAAUGGUUGACUGGUUCUAUGAAAGCUUAACUGGAUGGGACCCUUUCACCCCAUACUUACACAGUAGAUUGGAGUUUAGAGGUUUCCAGCCUCGUUUUCAUCAACUCUUGUACUUAAUUUUGAAGCAUGCAAAUCUUGCUGAGAUGAUUUUAACAUAAUGCUGGUCAAUCAAGGUACAGCCAUACCACAAUAGUUACGUUGUGUCCUGAGUCCUUAGCUUACUCUGAAGGUAGUGUAUUUUGUCCACAGUAGGUUUGUUUUUUUCCAAAGGUUUUUCUUUUUGCCUUUUUUUUUUAACACAGUUGAGUGUGUAACAAGAAUUUACGUACAACUCUGCAAGAGCGCUGUGAUACAGAAGGAAGAGGGUUUUAAAACCUCACCUAGAAACAGCAAAAGCUCAUUUUCUGUUUACUACCUAAUGAAGACAAAUUAGCUGUGUAAAAUUGUUAUAGAAUAUAUUUUCUUUCAUCCCUGAAGUUCUUCUAACAGAUUGGUUUCCAGGGGGACCUAGAUAUUCAACUGAUAAAAGGGCUGUUAGCUUUCUGCUGUAAAUUAUUGUAUAUACGUGCUUGUUCAUAUGCAGAGGAAAGCGUAUUAAACCUCAUAAAAUUGGCCAAGGCUUGGCAGUGUGUUUCCAAGAGCAACUCUGACACUGACAGCUUCCGUAGCUCCCGUUUUUGAACCGGGAAUACAGCUUGUACACCACCUUCUGUGUCUGGGGGAAACGUCAGGUAGCUUUUAAACUAGAGCUAACCUUGAGGUGCUCUUGCAUUUGAGCUAAUUUUAACAUGGGAAUUCGCCGUGUCGUUUCACUGUGUGUUAGAGGAGGAAACAUGCCGAGAAAGCUAGAUUAGAAGGCAUCUUAAAUGCAGAAAAAGGCAAUUAGCUUUUUUUUGUGGUUUGUUUGGGGUUUUUUUUUUUUUCUUCCCCCGAGGGUAUAACAGCCUCAAGGCACUCUAGAGAGAAACCGUAUAUGCUGCAAUAAAAUAAAGGUGAAUAAAUUUAGCUUUUUGGGGGUAGGUAGUGAGACAAGUAGUCAUUUGGAUCCUUUUUAAUGCAGAUAAAUACAUCAGGAAAUUCACUUCAAAUAAUGCAAACAAUACAUUUUAGGGAGGGGAGGUAGUACUAUAGUAUGAAUUUCUACCCUGAAAGAACGAAGAACGAGGUCAGACAAACUAGGAGUAGAAAGAAACCUAAGUACCUAUGGUGUACACAUGCCUGUAUGAUGUACAUGUACUAUUUUGUGCUUACAGCCGUGUGUGUUGGUUUGCAAAUACUUUGAGACCAUAGAGAAGUUACAUUUUUGGACCAUACUAAAACUUCAGAAGUGUGGCGGACAACUGGAUAAUGAUCUUGCGUGAAUUAAAUUGUCAUAAUGUUUAAAUAUGUAUAGAAUGGAGCUCAACUUCGAGGAAAUGACCUAGAAAGGUUAAUUUUGAAACUGACACAUUUUCAGAUUAAAAAUUACGCUUAUUUUGUACAGAAUUAUGUAAAACACAAAUCUGUUGUAUGUAAUGAGUAACAGUUUUGAAAACUAUAAUUCUUUAGCUUUAUCAAGGUUUUUUUUUCCUUCCAGAAAUCUGGAUUAUCAUGUUAUAACCUGAAGUAUCUCACCAGGAUAACAGUGCCCUUUCUUUUUGUACAUACGGAUUGGAAAUUUCUUUACUGUUACGUGGACACUUUCUAUGUUAGUUUUGAUGCAUAAUACUUUGAAUCCUUUUAUACAAACUAGAAUGUAUGUGUAAGAAUUACUGUCACUGCAAUGUAGUAACUACAAACUUAUUUUUAAAUAAAUAGAAAACAUGUUUUUCUAAGCUGUCCAACAGUGUUUGUUUCUAUCAGGCCAUGUACUGCGUUACGGGACAAUUGCUUACGCGUUCCUCAAAACAGCCUAAAAACAAUUUGUUUGGAUUCCCCAUGGAAUAGCGUGGCAUAGCGUAUCACGUGGGAACAGGCAAAAUUACAACCAGAGCCCUCUGACAGAGAUCAAAACUUGCUCCUUUGUAGGGUUUUUCACUGAAACCCACCAUUCUGGAGGCACUACAAAGGCACUAGCAGCCACUAGAUGCCAUCUUGGCUCACAUGUGCAGCAGGGCACCCACAGAAGC
Messenger RNA from Egretta garzetta (little egret), 11354 nucleotides. RefSeq names its product pleckstrin homology domain interacting protein (gene PHIP). Lineage: Eukaryota; Metazoa; Chordata; Aves; Pelecaniformes; Ardeidae. The transcript has 38 exons. Gene Ontology annotation, cellular component: nucleus. Gene Ontology annotation, biological process: cytoskeleton organization; regulation of cell shape; regulation of transcription by RNA polymerase II. Gene Ontology annotation, molecular function: protein binding. The record is from RefSeq and is a predicted model, not a curated record. The coding region runs from base 351 to 5252 and encodes 1633 amino acids.